AUAAUAUAUAUUUGGAUAUUCUUCUUUCUCCCAUGUGGUUGCAAGCUACACUAUUUUUUUUUUCUGGUGCCUUAGUAGAUCCCUGUAUUCUCUUCUUCCAUCACCAACCACAAACAUAGUAUCUAAGAAAGCACAGAUCAAAAUCUACACCCACGUUCCCGCUAAUGGCAGAGAGUGUAGUUUCCUUUGUUUUAGAUCACUUAGCCCAACUUGCGGCACGCGAAGCUAACUUGCUGUGUGGCGUGGAAGACAGGAUUCAAUCCCUCCAGCACGAGCUGCAAAUGAUCAAUGAGCUCCUCAAUACCACAAAGAGCAAGAAGGGAAUGGAACAUACAGUGUUGAACCAAAUCAGAGAUGUGGCCCACUUAGCUGAGGAUGUCAUCGACACAUUCGUAGCCAAAGUUUCCAUUUACAAGAGAAGAACCAUUCUCGGGAGGAUGCUCCGUGGCUUUGGCCAAGCAAGGUUGCUCCACCACGUAGCCGAAAAAAUAGACAAGAUCAAAACCACUCUCAAUGAAAUACGCGAGAACAAGAACAAAUAUGAUGCUUUCAAAGAAACCAAUAGUCAAUCCGCAGCAGAAGAAGAGGAAGAGGAGAAAAGGGCGAAAUUACUGCACAAGCUAAGAAGAAAUGUGGAGGAAGAAGGUGUAGUUGGCUUUGUCCAUGACUCCAAGGAUGUCAUCAACCGACUCCUGGAAGGUGGUUCAAAUCGUAAAGCUGUGUCUAUCGUUGGCAUGGGGGGAUUGGGGAAGACCACUCUUGCCCGAAAGGUCUAUAACAGCACCCAGGUGAAGCAACACUUUAUGUGUCAAGCGUGGGUUUAUGUGUCAAACGAGUGCAGAGUUAGGGAGCUUUUGUUUGGCCUUCUUAAGCAUUUGAUUCCAAAUUUUGAGCAGCAAUGGAGAGGCAACAAGGAGGGUAAGAAAAUCGCUCGAGACAUUAACAACCUGAGUGAGGAAGAGCUGAAGAAACUGGUGCAGAACUGCUUGGAGAGUGAAAGGUAUCUUGUGGUGGUAGAUGAUCUCUGGAAAACACAAGAUUGGGAGGAGGUGCAAGAUGCUUUUCCAGACAACAACAGAGGCAGCAGAAUAUUGAUCACAAGUCGUUUGAAAGAGGUGGCCUUGCAUGCUGCCCAUGAUGUUCCUCACUAUCUUCAAUUUCUCAGUGAAGAAGAAAGUUGGGAGUUGUUUUGCAAGAAAGUGUUUAGAGGUGAAGACUGUCCUUUUGAUUUGGAGACUCUGGGAAAGCAGAUGGUUCAAAGUUGUCGUGGGUUGCCGCUCUCCAUCAUUGUUUUAGCAGGGCUACUGGGCAACAAGGAAAAGUCUCAUCGAGAAUGGUCUAAAGUGGUGGGUCAUGUCAAUUGGUAUCUUACUCAAGAUGAGACCCAAGUGAAAGACACAGUUCUCAAACUUAGCUACGACAACUUGCCAAAAAGAUUAAAACCAUGUUUUCUUUAUCUUGGGAUAUUUCCUGGAGACAUAGAAAUCCCUGUUAGGCCAUUAUUGCAAAAAUGGAUUGCAGAGGGUUUUAUACAAAAUACAGGGAAUAGAGACCCAGACGAUGUUGCAGAAGACUACUUGUACGAGCUCAUCGAUCGUAGUUUGGUCCAAAUAGGAAGAGUGGAGAGUAAUGGAAGUUUGGAGACGUGUCAGAUUCAUGAACUUCUUCGAGAUCUUUGCAUAUCAGAGAGCAAAGAAGACAAAGUUUUUGAUGUUUGCAUAGACAAUAACAUUCUAAUCCCGACCAAACCUCGCAGACUGUCCAUUCACAGUGACAUGGGUCACUACAUCUCUUCAAGUAACAACGAUCAUUCACAUAUACGUUCCUUGUUCUUUUUUGGCCAAGAUUACUAUGUUCGUGAAAGGGACUGGAAAUGGCUUUUGGAAUGCUUCAAAUUGGUUCGAGUGUUAGAGCUUAGACCGACCAGCUGCAGAAAGAUCCCUUCUAAUUUAGGGAACUUUAUCCACUUAAGAAACUCAAACAUUUAAGGCAUUUGAAUACACGAGGGCCUAUCAAGCUGCGAGGCAAUUGUUCAGGAUCAGAUGAGAAGAUGUGGAAUCUUCAAACCAUUUCUGCCCUUCUACUUAAUAAACAAGCAACAUCCCUGAUAAAGAAAGGAACAUUCCCCAAUAUUAAAAGAAUAAGGUUGAAAGUGGUUUCUGGGAACAACAACGAAUUAUCCAACUUGUUGCAGAGCCUACAACAGUUAACUCAUUUGUAUAAGUUGGGGAUUCUCCUUCGAGAUAGGUAUGAUAUAGGUGUAGACUCGAUAAAUGAGAGUGUGGAAAGAAACAAUGGUUGCAAACCACAAGAACUGUUACAAAGUUUAGGGCAAUUUAGUUGUCUAACUGUCUUAAACAUUAUCAAUGCCUUGGAUCUUCUGACCUGUGCCCUCACAUUUCCUCCAAACCUUAUCGAGUUAACAUUGAGAGGGAUUAAUUGGAUCACUGAUGAAGGGAUGAAUGGUUUGGAAAGUCACACCAAACUCAAAAUUUUGAGAAUUUCGGGAGAUCUAAUUUCGUCUAGGAAUUUCUUUGACCUGAAUUGCGUUGGAUGCGGCUUCCCAAGAUUGGAAGUAUUUGAAAUGGAAUAUUUGAAUGUUGGAGAGUGGAGAUUAGACACUGAUGCAAUGCCGAGGCUUAAAAGUUUAGUCAUCAUCCAUUGUGAAAGGUUGAAAGAUCUCCCCAAUGAACUAUGGUGUUUGAGUGGGUU
This is a messenger RNA of Vigna unguiculata (cowpea), 2712 nucleotides long. Its product is annotated as disease resistance protein RPP13-like. Gene Ontology annotation, biological process: defense response to other organism. Gene Ontology annotation, molecular function: ADP binding. The record is from RefSeq and is a predicted model, not a curated record. NCBI's taxonomy places the organism in Eukaryota, Viridiplantae, Streptophyta, Magnoliopsida, Fabales, Fabaceae.